Messenger RNA from Schistosoma bovis, 7319 nucleotides. Lineage: Eukaryota; Metazoa; Platyhelminthes; Trematoda; Strigeidida; Schistosomatidae. The record is from the annotation of a GenBank genome assembly.
AAGGCGGCUUACAUCUCCGUGGCGGUAAAAAUUGGGCUUGUCAUUAUUAAAGUUUAGUUAUUAAGAUGUCUAAGUAAAACUAUGCAAGACUAUUGUUAUGCAUAUUAUGACCAUUGUAGUUUAGUAGUCUUGUUCAUGCUCAUAAAUGAGGUCGUAUAUUUUAACUCACAUAUUUAAAGAGAUCUAAAGUUCAGAUUGUUAAGUUCUAUAUAUAUCACAACAGUUUUUCCCGUGCUCUUCUUCAAUGAACCUUAACUUUUGGUGGUUAAUUAAGUCGUGGCGAUUAAAGGGUAGGUCACUGUUGGAUAUGAACAGUUGACUGAGGCGACCAAACUAUGUUCAGUCUACCUAUAGUCUGUUUGUAUGUGUUCCUUCAGUAUGAAUAGCUUUCCAUAAGCAUUAAGUGUCCAGUUAACAAGUAUUUGAGCAGACAGUUGUUCGCGGAUUUAGGAUCUUUGAGGAACGAUUCAUUUAUUCAAAUAAUUCUGGAUGGAGUAAAAGCUUUUGUUUAACAGGAUUCCGUAUCUAGUAGCAGUGGAUCACAGAUGCCUCCGAGUUUGAACCUAUAUGUAUUUAACGACAAAAGAGAAAUAUUAGUGAAUUUUAGUGAAAUUCAGUCCAUAGCCCUUAAGAAUAUGUCGUCUUUUAUUAAAGGACUCCUGGGAAGUCGCUUCGAAUACCUCGGUCGGCAGAUAAUUCCAGAAUUUGACUAUCCGUAUAAAGUAAAAGUACACUUACAGUCCCUUCUGCUAUGUUGGGUCUAAUUUCUGGGCGUUAUCCUAAGGUUUGCGUUGGAACUCAGCUUACUUAGGCGUUUGAGGGGAUAUCCAGUAGUGUUUAGGAUGCUAUAAAUCAUUAGGUCACCUCUUGAGCGCCUAUACUGUAAUGGAUAACGGUUCUGUGAUCCGAGGCAUCUUUCAUAAGGUUUGAAUUUAAGUCUUCGCACUGAUGUCAUGGAUCGCCUUUGGAUACGUUCCAAUGUGUUCUUAUGCUUUUGGAGUGAGGGGGGAAACGCUAUAUUUCCAUACUCUAAAUGGGGUCGAAUAAAAAUGAUUAAGUGAGAGAUCCUACCUUUAAGCUGGCCAGAAAUGUGCUUCAGCGCUACCUAUGUUCCUCAUUCCAAUAUCUCAUCAGUUCAAAAUAGUUGCAUAACCAUAGUUGCUAACAUUCAUAAUUAUUUAGUGUACUAACUCUGUGAUAGACUAUACGUUUGUUUUGCCUCACUGUCAUUCGUCGUUUCUGCUUAUUGUCAUCUAUUUUCAAAUUUUUGGUAAGUGAUUCCAUAUAUACUCAGCCACUGUAAAAGUGUGUGUUUCACCCACUUCAAGCUGGACGAUCAGCUUAUUAGGCUAGGCUUUAGUUCUUGGUGAUAUUAAAUGAAGUCAUUAAGGUUCGUGGUUACUAGAGAUUCACGACUAUUCAUCAAUAUACACUAAAUCACAGUACCUCAUUUCUUUAUUCAACUAUACGUACAAAAGUGUAUGCUAAUCGGGUUACAUUAUAUAUUACUUGCAUUUAUGCUACAUUUGUAAUUCAAAAUUAACAGUUUCUGCAUUUCAUGUGGUCUAGGCUGAUAUACUUUCAUACUACAUUACCUCGGUUAAGUGGUCAGACACGACUUUCAAUCACUGGGUUGCAGUCUUGAACCUUUUUUAUUUCCGUUUAGCAAGUUUGGUAUGUUCCUCAGUCCUCGCAAAAAGUAACAGAAAGCCGAUCACAAUAACAUUAUCAAUCACUCAAAACACACCACUUCUAUUUUAUUAGUUAUGUGGCUCCUAAAGCUCCACACAUUUUUUGUCCUAUUUAUUUACUACCAUAUUUCCUCCUUUCAAUGUCCAGGAAUAUGGUUACUCUCUCCAACUCUAAUAGAUUUGUCAUCAAAUGAUGGGGCAUUAUUGAUCGGGAAAAUAAUUAAAUUCUGUAUGUCGUGGAUAAAUCCUAUUGUUAGUAAUUUUUGGUCAAAAAAUUACGCUUCCAUAACUUUUUAAAUUUCAAAGCUCCAUACUUAUUUUCUAAAUUUCCACCACUCAGUUACAUCUAAUGGCUAGUCAGAAUUCCAAUUUAUCACAUCGUCGCACUACCAUGGUUGGCGACAGUGAGCAACAAAUUACGAGUUUCAAUGCUAAUAGUGCUGCUUUUCACACGGAAAACGACAAUUCCAUACCUUCGUUUGAUGAAGAAAUAUUUGAUGCUUGUCGCAAUGGGGAUUUGGCUCUUGUAAAAUGUCUACUGGAAAAUGGAGUUAAUGUUAACCUCAUAGAUACUUCAGGUCGAAAGUCGACACCGCUACACUUUGCUGCUGGAUACGGUCGUCGAGACGUUGUUAGUCUUCUCUUAGAUCACAAUGCAGAUGUUUCUGCUAGAGACGAAGGAGGUUUGAUUCCCUUGCAUAAUGCAUGCUCAUUCGGACACGUUGAUGUGGUACACCUGCUACUAUCAGCAGGUUCUGACCCCAAUGCUGAAGAUUGCUGGAACUACACACCUCUACAUGAAGCUGCCAUAAAAGGAAAAGUGGAAGUUUGCAUUUUGUUGCUUCAGGCAAAAGCCAAUCCCCACGCUCGAAAUUUGGAUGGCAAAACCCCUGUUGAUUUGGCUGAGGGUUCGGCCCGUUUAGCUUUGGUUGGAGAGUAUAGGAAAGAUGAACUACUUGAAGCCGCUCGAAGUGGGAAUGAAGAAAAGCUCAUAAAUCUGUUGACUCCACAAAAUGUAAACUGUCAUGCUGGAGAUGGUCGUAAAUCUACUCCAUUACAUUUAGCUGCUGGUUAUAACCGUACAAAAAUUGUGAAAAUUUUGUUAAAAAAUGGAGCUGAUGUUAUCGCUAAAGACAAAGGUGGUCUUAUUCCUUUGCAUAAUGCAUGUUCCUAUGGUCAUUUGGACGUUUGUGAAUUGUUAAUUAGUGCUGGUUAUGGUUCUGCUCAAGUACAUGCCGCUGAUUUAUGGCAGUAUACACCAUUACAUGAAGCAGCCAGUAAAUCACGUGCAGAAGUGUGUUUUCUACUUUUAGCAUAUGGUGCGAAUCCAACCCAACCAAAUUGCCAUGGAAAGUCUGCAUUAGAUUUGGUACCGAAUAAUGAUCUAAGACAGAGAUUGCUUUUUGAGUAUCGAGGAUAUGUUUUUCUUGAAGCUUGUCAAAAUGCAGACAUCCAUCAAAUUCGAAAAUUGCUGUCUUUACCCACUAAUACCAUAUCAAGCAACGCCUAUCCAAUAGCCCCACCAUUAUCAGUCAAUUUUAGUGUUCCUUCUAAUACUUGUUCUUCAAUUCAUGACGGGAAGUGCAUGCAUCAGAAAAAUUGUAAUAUUUCUUCAGUAUCGUCCUCAAGUCAACAUCAAGAAUCCAUUCUACCUAUGCCUGUUCAAAUUAAUCAGGAUCUCCUUCAUUUCCGACACCCAUUCGUCGGUAACACUGCUCUUCAUUCUGCCUGUUGUGCAACCAACUCAGGAGAGCAGACCGUGACGAAAACAUUUCACCUUGGUUCAGGUUCUUAUCCUGGAUUUCAUUCACCAGAAAAUAAACAACUUAUAUCUCAUACACAGUAUACUAAAGACUUGUCAGUCAACUCAGUUAAUCGUAAUGUUUCUCCAGUCUUGGGUAGACAGUUGAUUGAAUGGCUUAUCGAUCAAGGUAUUGCGGUCUCAGAUUGCAAUGUUGAGGGACAAACUCCUCUCCACUUAGCUGCUCGUUACGGAUAUCUUGAGGCAGCUGCUUGUUUGUUACGGCGUGGUGCUGAACCAAACGUUGCGGACUGGCAUGGUUUCACACCUUUACACCUGGCUGCUAAAUAUGGACAUUCUCAUAUCAUACAGCUUUUAGUUCAAGGAUUUGGCGCAGACUUAAGUUGUACUACUAUACCAGGAGGCCAUACCGCUGCCUCUUUGGCUUCUACUGAGUGUGUCAGACGUCUUAUUGCAGAAUUAAGUCUUAGUCCAGUGAAUAACACUCUGAGUUCUUCACAAAAAUCACCCACUGAAAAACAUGUCACUGAUUCAUCAGCCCACAAGCCUUCAGCGCCAGAUGCAGAGAAAACCCAAAAUACGGUUGUUUGUACUCAGCAAGUUAUUCCAUUUUUAGUUUGUUCUGGAUCUCAUUCACAGGACAAUUCAAACAUGUUUUAUGACCCCAAAUACUCUCAGAAACCUACUCCUAACAAUCCUUCGUCUACUAAUCGUAGCACCACUACUACUCUUCCGAUUUCAAGUACUGAUUAUGUCUCCCCAUCUGGAAGUCACAGCUGGGCGGAUAUAGUACUACAGUUGUUAGAAGCAGCUAAAUCCGGUGAUGUAGAAAUGGUUCGUCGUCUUAUUACAACACAUCAUUAUUCUGUUUGUCCGGACGGUGCUGCAAAUGAAUUGUGUACUGAAUCAUCGGAGUCGUGUACUGUUACUGCCCCACUGGAUUUAAUCAAUUGUCGUGAUAUCGAUGGUCGACACUCAACACCUCUCCACUUCGCCGCUGGAUAUAAUAGAUUAGCUAUCGUAGAAUUACUGUUACAGUACAAAGCCGAUGUUCAUGCUAAAGAUAAAGGUGGUUUAGUACCGCUGCAUAAUGCUUGUUCUUAUGGUCAUGCUAAGGUUGCUGAACUCCUUAUUCAACAUGGAGCCAAUGUUAAUGUUACUGACUUGUGGCGUUUCACCCCUCUACACGAGGCUGCGGCUAAGGGCAAGUUCGAGAUUUGUCGAUUAUUGCUCAAACAUGGUGCCGAUCCGCUGAAAAAGAAUCGCGAUGGUCAUACUCCCAUAGAUCUGGUUAAAGAUACAGACAGUGAUGUUUAUGAUCUACUACGCGGAGAUAUUGCCGUUUUAGAAGCAGCUAAGAAAGGGAAUUUAACUAAAAUAAAACGAUUAGUAACUUCAGAAAAUAUUAAUUGUCGUGAUACUCAAGGAAGAAAUUCAACACCGCUUCAUUUAGCUGCAGGCUAUAAUAAUAUUGAAACACUAGAAUUCUUACUGGAAUCAGGAGCCGAUGUAAACGCCAAAGACAAAGGUGGUCUAAUCCCAUUACAUAAUGCCAGUUCAUAUGGUCAUGUUGAUGUAGCUGCACUUCUUAUUCGCUAUGGAACUUCAGUAAAUGCUGUAGACAAAUGGGGUUAUACACCGUUGCAUGAAGCUGCUCAAAAAGGACGAACUCAGUUAUGUGCUCUUCUGCUAGCUCAUGGAGCAGACCCAAAAAUAAGAAAUCAAGAAAAUCAAACACCUUUCGAACUAGCGACAGCUGAUGACGUUAAAUCUUUGCUAUUGGAUGUAAUGCUUCAUACGACUGCAUGUAUUACAACAGUCUCAAAGGAAAAUGUUCUUUCAUCGUCGUUCAAUUCUACUACCUUACCUACAUCUAACUUGGACACAUCCUCACCUCAGCAAACAUCUUUUAGUAAUCUGUUACCAUCUAUGUCCAUCGGUCCACGAAUUGAGUGUCAAGGUCGCGAGUCUAAUUUACCGGGACCAAUUGUCCCAUCUGCAAAUAUUUCAAACCCAGUCUGUUCAUCAAAUACGGCUUUGGUUAAGUUGAAUAACUCAAGCUGUCCAGGUAAUGGUAAACUAACGACGGCAAAUUUUCUUAUGUCCCUCGGUUUGGGUCAGUUGGUCGAAUUAUUCGAAAAGGAAUUAGUAACAAUGGAUAUACUUUUAGAAAUGGGUCACGAAGAGCUGAAAGAACUUGGUGUAACUGUUUAUGGGCAUCGUCAUAAAAUUAUCAAAGGCGUACAGAAAUGGCGCUCUAAUUGUACAACACAACAGUCCCCAUUAGAUCCCAGUAAUGAUACUCGCAAAUCAUCAAGCACCUUAUACCCUUCCCCUAGUCUACAUUCUACAAGUCCAAUAACAACUCAUUUUCAUGGCGUUGGUGUAGCUGAAGCCACUCCAACUGGUCCUGCCUAUUUUCCUGCAGCAGCGGCUAAAAACACUGUGAUGAUAGAAAUCGAUUGUACAGAUUCAGAAUUCUUAGCUGUUGAGGAACAGAUUCAGAGCACAAUAAGAGAACAUAAAGAUAACUGUGGUGGGAUUUACAAACGAUAUCGUAUACUAAAAGUUGCAAGAAUUAGAAAUAAACGUCUAUGGGAUCGUUAUCUACACCGGUGUGCCGAAAUCGCUGAAGAUAAUUCUGGGCAUUAUAACGAAAGACUUCUAUUUCAUGGAUCCCCGUUUUUACAGUCUAUCGUUAUGAAGGGGUUUGAUGAACGCUAUGCAUAUAUUGGUGGAAUGUUUGGAGCUGGUAUAUAUUUCGCAGAGAACUCAUCUAAAUCGAAUCAGUAUGUAUAUGGAAUUGGUGGAGGAGCCGGUUGCCCAGCUCACAAAUCUCGUUCAUGUUACAUUUGUCCACGCCAGUUGUUAUUAUGUCGCGUUGCUUUAGGACGGUCAUUCAUUCAGUUCAAUGCCAUGAAAGUAGCUCAUGCACCCCCGGGCCACCAUUCAAUUGUUGGUCGACCAAGCGCAGGUGGACUCAAUUUCUCUGAGUAUGUCAUAUACAGAGGUGAACAAGCCUAUCCUGAAUAUCUCAUCACUUAUUUGUUAGUCCCACCUGAUCCAAAUGAUAAUGAAAAUAUGACUGAUCAAAAUCUACCAAAUCCUCUUACUCAUAAUACAAAUAUUGGACUUCUACCACCCACUAGUAACAGUGGUAUCACUAGUAUAUCAUCUAAUGUUGGUGUGGCUGUAAACUCAGUACCCUGUUACACUGUGCCUUCAAACCAAAAAAAUAUUGUAACGAGUUCCUGUGAUUCAUCUUGUGUACAAACGCCUGUUCAGUCUCUGAAACUGCCUGUUGCAAAUACUGCUACUUCUGGUUCUCUGGUUACAAGUGUAGCGCCAGCUGAUAGACAGUUGUCAGAUCCUCUUUCUUCUAUUGCAUCUACAACCCUAACCUCCUCUGCUCCAGGAGGUCCAAGUUGCCAUUCAAUCCCCUAACUAUGUUUUCACACUAUUUUAUACUUUGCAUUCUAUAGUAGAACCUUUUUGACUUAGACUACACAUAAACUAUAGUUGAUUUCUUGUUAGAUUUAAUUAAUUAUUCUUUGCCUCUUCCCUUCAAUUCCUUAUAUCUUUCACAAACAUAAACACCGUCCUUCUGUUUUGCAAAAGUGAUUUAAAACCGGUCGGUUUCUGUACAAAGUACCUAAUUUAUUUAAUAAUUGACUUACAUAACUUUGUAUAUUUGCAUGAAACUAAAGAGCUUCAUCUAGUAAUAAAAAUGAUCACAAAUGUGAGUAAAUUAUCUACGAUAAAAUGUUUACCAUGCUUUUAUAAUAAAAAUUUAUUUCCCAAUGAUCACUUGAAUGUCUGUCACUAUUAAUUAAUAAAACUGUGCACAUCUUUUUUCUUCUAAUUUG